This is a messenger RNA of Procambarus clarkii (red swamp crayfish), 2081 nucleotides long. Lineage: Eukaryota; Metazoa; Arthropoda; Malacostraca; Decapoda; Cambaridae. The record is from RefSeq and is a predicted model, not a curated record.
AAACCUCAGCAGAGGUCAGCAUGGAGAGGUUCUUUGAGUCUGCACUUGCUGGGUAUGAGUUUUUAGGUUGUGCCUAGGUCUUAUUGCAGUCCAGGCCCCCUCUUACUGCCUCCGCAAUGCCACCUGCUGUAUUGACUGAUACGAUGGUGUGUACAGGCUGCUGUGCGACCCUUGACCACAUUGUCACAUACCUCUUCAAAAUUUUACACCAAAAGAGCAAAAAAGGCACAGUAGACCUGGAGACUGAUGCCCUGGUUAAGGUCAUGAAACACCAGCCAUCCAUCCUCCAACAGAUGUUAGCCACGGUUCUCAACAUCAUCAUGUUUGAAGAUUGUAGAAACCAGUGGAGUAUGUCCCGUCCACUUCUGCCACUAAUCUUAUUAAAUAAUGAGUAUUUUGGCCAGCUGAGACAACAGAUUAUCAGUCAACAAGCACCAGACAAACAAGGGGCGAUGGCACAGUGGUUUGACAGCCUUAUGGAGGGGAUUGAGCCAAAUCUUCUCACAAAAAAUAGAGAUAAAUUCACACAAAAUUUGUCAGUUUUCCGUCGUGACAUAAAUGACUCCCUGAAGGGACCAGUUACUAGUAGUGGUGGAAGUAGUGGGAGUGAAAUGAUGACAUCGUGACGUCAACACUACCACCAAAACGGUCUCAACUGCAACCCCUCCCAUAACACCUACCACCACCACCGUCGCCGCUGCUAUUCUCUCUCCACCACGGCCACAUUUACAGAUUCUGCAAUGACUAACACGACCAUUAAUGUUGUUGCAGAUUCCAAUAGCAAUCAUUAUGCUAAUAUGUGGUUGACAUAGUUACGACAUUAUGGAGUCACUUUGCCAAUUUUGAAUCAUAUUUUGUAAUUAGGGAAGUUUUGCAAAUGAAAGGUUACUUUUUUGUACAGAAAUGACAAAUGGGACCUGACAAAACUAUAGUAGCAUUAUGUGUUUUUCUUAAUUUAGAAUCAUCACAGUCUCACCAAAGGAAUCAUGUAAUGUCUGUCCAUGGUAGAAAGUGUGUUAAUAUCCAUGUGCAUCCUGACCUGAGCAAACAUACUGUGCCUCCCAGUUCUUCAUAAGGAAGAAUUUAGCAAAUGGUCUUGUACUCAGUAAUCUAUACUAAAUUUCCAGGUGUAAUGAAUGUACACUUUCUCAUCACUUGCCUGUGGAUAUGAUUUGAGUCAUCUCUCUAUCUUAAUGAUUUACGAGUGAUAUGCUUAGACAUCUUGUGAGUGAGAUAUGUAAAGUUAGCUGUAGGAAAAUUUACCUCCUUUGUAAAGUGAUGCCUUCAUAGGAGACUUGUUUUGUUAGGUCACUUAAGUCGUGAGAUAUGUGAGCAACAUUUUGGUUAUACAAGCCAUACCAUCAGGGAAAGGAUGCAUUCAGAGGAAAAGUUUUAUUCAUUCUUAUUUUGUUAAUUUUGGAUGUUUUAAGAGCAUAAUUUAAUGAUUGGUUAUGUUUUAACAACUUUGAUAAUGUGUUUGUACAAGCAGAAACAGAUGUCAGGAGGUGGUACAUUAAGUUUGCCUUCAUUUUUAACUUGAAGUGGUAUGUGAAUACUCAGUCACUAUGAAAUGAUGUUAUGGAAGUAUUUCUAUGGUAAAAUGGACGUGUUUGACAACAUCAAGCUGGUUAGUGUUGCUUAAAAUAUAGAAUUGACAUAUUUUAGCCAGUUCACACAUCUCAUACAACAUCAGUACCCGUGUUUCACAAUAUUCAUCUUGUCAUUAGAAAAAUACACAUAUGUUCAAACUUGUAAAUUUGAUUUUAUGUACAUAAUUAAGAGAAAUUGUGCUAAGAGUUCUCUUUUUACAUUGCUAGAAGUUAUUUGCAAGUUUGUGUAUACCUCAUUCACAAACUCUCUUGACCAGAUAUGCAAGAUAUGUCUCAGUAAGAAAAUAGAGGUUUGCACUUUGCCAGGUCUUUCAAAUUGAAUGUGAGCCUCUUUAUAUACAAGGAGUGCAAAUGUAAGUACAGUACCUAUCAGACAGUAUAAUAUGCCCCCCAACCCAUAUGUACUGUAGGAGACUUGUACAAUGUUUCUGUGAUGGAAUGACAUAUUGUUUAAAUAAAAGAAUAAAGUUU